Messenger RNA from Fusarium odoratissimum NRRL 54006, 5109 nucleotides. RefSeq lists its product as uncharacterized. The record is from RefSeq and is a predicted model, not a curated record. NCBI's taxonomy places the organism in Eukaryota, Fungi, Ascomycota, Sordariomycetes, Hypocreales, Nectriaceae. The transcript has 2 exons. The coding region runs from base 1376 to 3892 and encodes 838 amino acids.
UCUUGUCUUGUGACUUUUUGCUUUACAAUGCCAGGCCUUUGCCGAAGCGGCGAAUUCUCCCUGGUUCGCUUCUCGCAACGGCGGUUUCGAAACACGUCGUCUUACUCCCUCCACUUUUAUACAUUGGCUUCCGCCAGAGAGGCCCACAAACUCCCGCAACUUCCAGCAUCAGGAUUCUCGAGUUUGAGGCUAAAAAGGCCUCCCUCCGGAUGACAGGAAAUGAACCCUGGUUACGUACAGUGCUGCCAUUCUACGACAACAUCGACCGUAGCAGUUCAUAUACCUACCUUGUUACAUAAUGAACUCUAUCGUCGGGUCUUGACGCACAUCACAAGGGCUAAGUAUAACUUUCUUAGCAUGUUUCCCAUGUAACACACACUAGUGAGUCUAAUUUGAUGUUUGCCAACAUUCGUACGGCAGACAAGCUCUGGCAUGAUUGAUAGAUUGCGUCCACCUUCUCUUGCAAGGAUCAAUGCUUGCCCACGUAUGCCGGGGGCCUUUGAAACUUCUGUUCUAAUCAUUGGGUAUUCCGCACUCCGCUGCUCUGUAAGACUGGAGCGUACAGGACUGUACCAUACAGUAUGUAUAUAGACCGGGUCCUGGGUGCUAUGCCGGCUUCCAUAUUGGAUUCGGACCUGUAUCUACUCACAUCGAUUCGAAUCGCAGAUCUUCCGUUUUACCCAUAUUACCCAGGUACAAACAGCAAUCCACGAUCGUCCAGGUUGGUUCAAGGCCCACGCUUCCAAGGCCUCCUGGAUAUCCACGCGUGGGGACAGCUGCAUGUUGCACGAACAAGAAAAGAAGCGGACACAAGAGAGACUCGGGAGAGAGGGGAUUAUAUCUGCUGCAUGGGAUUGUGCACCAAUGACCUGAGACAGCCGUUGAACUCCUGGAAAGGGAAAGCAUUGUGUGCUUAGCAUAUUCAUACGUACGUACGUGGAUCAACCAACAAAGACCUAUAUUUGUAUAGCAAUACGGAUGCAAUGACAGCAAUGGCUCCAUUCUGUUCUCCGCCGAGUCAUCCUUUUGAACCUCGAGUCCCCUUUCGUAUUCCAAUACAAAUGCCUGGGGAGUUGUUGAAAGCUGGAUGUUCUGGUGCCAGUUCAGACCGCAGUCCAACAACCCACGCAACGCAGACAAAGGAGCACCUAACUGACUGACGGCGGCAGUAGUUAGGGAAACCCAUCAAACAAGAAGCUGUUGCUUUAUAGCCUGUCUCCUUUAUCCGGAGUGGGCUUGAUGGUGCUUGUAUCCAGGUCGACCUGCCCACGAUCAACAAGAUCAAUCUGAUCCUUCGGCGGCGGAUGCCCGCAUUGCAUCGAUACUAACUGUUCUUACAUGGAAGACCUGCGAUCCAUCGCAACGAGAUCGCAGUAUGCCAUUGAGCAAACCAAGGCCGUCUCCACGGCCAUCUGUCACGAGCAGUUUCAACGACACCACCAACAAAUCAGGGCCAAAAUUGACUGCUGAGAAUAAGGAUGCGCCAUCGCAAAAGCGACAUGAACGGCAAAAGUCCCGGGCACUACUACUACCCCAGGGCGGCGCCACAUUAAAUACAACUACAGCCACCACCAGCAUAAUACCGACCAAAUCUCCAAUUGCUGAUGGAGAUGUUCCAAACGAAAACGAUGAGAACGAUCUCAUUGACGAUUCUGGUGCCAUUGGUGCAUCUGCAUCAACCGGGGGUCGUUUUACAAGGCCAGACUAUCUACUCCAUGGUUUACUUGCACGAGCGAGGAACCGUGUAAAAGAUCGAACUGGGCGAGACAAGGAAAAGGGCAACGGAGAUACAACAUCAACUGUUACAAGUCCAGCUAAAGCCUUCUCUUCCUCCCCGCAUUCUCCUCCGCCACGCGCCGCUCCUCCCGACCGAGGCUUCCGUCGUAAAGCCCCACCUCGAGCUUCUACAGGCAGAUCUCAAGGGACUAAGACGCCUUCAUCGUCACAGUCGCCGUCACACUCACCACCACGGGCUCUCACUUCCCCGCGUUCACCACCAGAUCAGAACAAGCCUCUUCCUCCUCCACCUCCUCUGCCGAACUCGGGUGCCUUGUCCGACAAGGAAAAUGCCACUUCUCCUCCGUCCAAGCCCGUCUUGAAGCUGAAUAGAAUCAUGUCUACUCUUACCGACUCAGAGAUCGAGAAGCUCUUCUCUGGAGCCCCUCAGUACUUUGCCCGUAGCGAGGGCCACUGUUCUGGCGCCCCUAAUCCCAGCGUCGCAUUCCCCUUUGAUGAGGCAUUGGAGAUUCGCGACCUCACUGAUCAUGUCCAAAUUGAAGAUAGAGCUUGGAGUGGUCUUACAGCAUGGCCUCAUCUAACUCGAGAUCUCAAUCAGGAUGCCGCUGCCCGGGCACAGGCCGUUGACUCUCGCAAGGCCCAUUUCUUCAUCCGCUGUCGGGAACGUCCCAACAUGUUGAGCAUGCAAGGUCUAGAGAAGGGUACCAUGGGCUUCUCAGCUGCCCUCGAACUCGCCGUUGGCGAUGCCCUCGAAGAAGAGCAAUUCGGCUUUGACAGCGUUGGUAAAAAGGCCCAUGCCAUUGUGGAGGCACGUGAGCGCAUGCUUUCCUCUCUGGGCUACCUGCGUCGUCUCCCUGAGACAGAGCUGCUGGAUCGUCUCAAGCGAAACGCCGAGCUAUACCGGGUCAAUGAUCUUCGAAAGAAAACUUCCGUCCAGACUUAUCAGGAUCUCUUUCACACUUUCAUGCGGCCAUGCAAUUCCGUUGUCGAUAAACGCGACCACUAUAGCUUGACCAACCAGAUUAAUGCCUUGAUCAAGUGUCUUGGCACCGCCAAUGUUUGGUUUGACUUCACCCAUGUCGAAUGGAGGAUCAGAUUGGGUCAGAUUCUUUGGGGAGGUGAAGACAAUGAUGAACUUGAGGAUACUUCUUCCAUCCACGACGCUAGUAGUGCCGGCGAACGGGCCGAGGAGAAGUAUUGGCUUCUCAUGCAGAUUCUUGUUGCCACCGAACUCCUCAUUCGAUUAGAUGCUAUCACCGAGGGUGAAGAAUAUGGAGUCGAAGCUUUCCGACCUGUAGAUGUUGUUCACUUCGAAAGAGCCGCCACUCCCAUGGUCAAGUGGUCGCUUCAUCUUGCCAGGAGCUGGCUCGACAAUAUCGAGAUUGAGAAAAUCAAAGAGGAUCCACCAAGCGACGCUUCCGAGACAAAGGGAACAGCUACUCCUCCGCCUGCGACCGGCUGGCUAGGCGCCCUCUUCAGUAAAUUUAUCGUCCGUCAACAUCAUGAAGACAAGACGACAGCAAGCCAUACCUAUACUAUUAAAGGCCGCAACCCACAACAGCAGGUAGAUGGGCUUACUCAUUUUGCGAAGAAGCUACUCUGGCCCAACAUCGACACAUACGAGGGACUUAUCGCGAAGAACGCUCGUCAAUCGAUUAUUAAUUCUGUGCCUAAGCCUGCACCUACGAAUGCCUCUGAGAGAUCAUCAAAGUCUUCCGAGUCGAAUGGAUCUAAGCGGGGACUUUACUUUGGUGCCUGGGAUCGUCCUGGUAGUCAGAAGGACAAGACUCGACCACAGCGACGAAAGCUUGCAGCGGCGCUUCACCCCUCCGGAUGGCUUUCGAAAUCAUAUAUCUAUGGUCUGGUACUCCCUGGAGAUGGCAUGUGCCAUUUCCUGAUGGCCACGCUUCUCGAAAACGAUAGCAAAGCCAUGGAGCGUUUGGGUUCGUUCGCUAACCUCUGUGGAGGUUUCGUCUAUUCUGGCAAGAGCUUUUGGAGCACGUCAUGCAUCGUAGGCCGAGUUAUUGCGGCAGGUCAGGGAUCAGCCGAAUGUAUGGGAUGGGUUUCCAGCGACAUUCUACCCCUGGGCAUAGAUGAAGGUUGGGUCAACAUUGAAGUAGAAGAAGUGGCUGGUAAGUUGUUAUGUAUCGGAUGAGAUGGGCAUUAAGCUUACAGACAGCAGAGGACAAGGCGCAUCUGGGCAAGAAAGCGAGACUUUGGGCAAAGAAGCGAGUUGAACGAGAAUCAUCCAUCCUCGGAGAUGCCGAUGAAUAUUCUGUGUUCCCUGCCGACUUUAUAAUUCCCCAUGAGAACAACUACUCUACGCCGCCACCGUUGAUCAGCGUUACUUUACGGUCGCUUGAGCUUCUUUCUCCGGCCAACUCAAUUCAGUCCACGCCCUUCACCAAGCUGACACCCCCUGCGAGUGUGAGCAACAAGGAACCCGAGUUGUUGUCAUUCCCAGCCAAUGUCAACUUUGCUGUGUCGAUUGACGGAUUUACGGCUGAGAACUUGUCAUUCUCCCUGUCCUAUGACAUUAACUUUGUUACGGCACACCCAUGCUCGCCGUCUCAUCGCGUUCGAUUUGUUAAGUCGCCAUCAAGUCCGACAAUCCAGCAGAUCGAUGUGUCUGGGUCUGACACAUUUGGGCAAGGUUCUCGACCUGCUCACAGAACAGGUAAGACCAAACGGUUUCUGGUCCAUGUCUCGCAGCUAACUCUGGUCAGGCCAUCCCUUACACAAAUAUUAUAAUUACACUGUUAUUCAUAUUUCGGAGCUUCUAAAGCGGCAGCAUGCUCCCCUUUCGGAGCUUCUGGCUGUUCCUCAAACUCACCGGCGUUCACCUUCGCGUAUGGGUAGCGAACGAGUGCUUGUUAUUGACUGUAUCACCAACUUGUCCGAGGUUCCUCAAUCUCCCACGAUUGAGAGACUUACCUCAAAGUAUAAUAUUGUUCAGCGAAGAGGUAGUUUUCCUGCUGCGGAACAGAUGCAUUUCGAGUCCAGAAAACGGCAGUUUGGCUCCGACAUGGAAAUCCUGGUUCGUGCUCUUUGCGCCCAAAAGGGCUGGAACGCCAUCAUCAGUCGACGAAAGCGAGGAUGCCUGGCUUGUGCUAUUCGUGAAGCUGGCGCAUUACAGUGGAAGGUUAUCAUUAGGGUGGAGUAGGAAAGGCUCGCCUAUGUUGUAGCGAGCGUAUGGUUUGGCGUUUAUGUCGUGGGAGUAUGCUGUGUUUGUGAAAUGGGUACAAGGUUAAGUUUUUGUCUUGGGUUGGGUUGUCAUGAUACAUGUCUAGUACGCUGCUGAUGACCUGGGAGGAUACCCGUUAUGUAUAUAUACACGAAAGAGAUGUCUGAAUUCAUCCAUUCUAAUGUCUG